UAGCGAUGGAUCGUGGGACUAGAGUCCGUUUGCCCGCAACUGUUCUUUCUGCUCGUCACAUCUAGAUUGUUUUAUUUUGAAUAGUGUAAGCACUUCUAACAAGGUUCAGGUUGCGCGUAACACACCAUAUUCUCAGACCAGACUGGACGACCGGAUCAGGGACCAAGUUACAUUUUAAGGAUUUUAAGCCUAUUAGAUGAAGUUCAUUGAAAUUUUAUUAUUGUGAUGUUGCCAUCUUAUUUAUCAAACGAAUUACCCCCCUUGUCAAGUUAUGGUCUCUGAUUUUCAGUGACAAACAUUAAUACUCAUGAAAAUUACGUACUUUUAACGGACGAUGGUUCAAUACGAACGGAAAAAUUUCCACAAAAAACGCUAUUACAACAAGGACGAAGAAAUUACUGAUGUCCCUCGACAAACCAUUUGGAAUCAGAAAAAGAAACAUUGUGUGGGGAUUGAAAAUGAUAUCAUUCAAACGGACAAUUCGCAGUUUGUGGUUUUGGAGCGUGAUGUGUCAACAUCAAGACAAGGCGGCUCGGUUAAUGAGACAGUUAGUGACGAACGAGCAGCAUAUGUCAGUAUUGGAAAUGGAAUUGGGCCUUCUUCGGAAAAUACCACUGAAAAUACGGGCCGACAAGCAAUCUUUCCUCAUCAAGAAAGAGAUUUUGAAUUCCAAUCAGAGGGUUCCUCAAAUAAUGGAGAUGAAGAAAGUAGCAGUGACGCAGAAGACAGAGAAUCCAAUACCAAUAGUUCUCACCUCCAGGAUGAUCAAUCAGAAUUUUCGGUAUGAAACCUGUUCUGUAGCAACUUCACUG
Molecule: messenger RNA, 812 nt
Organism: Frankliniella occidentalis (western flower thrips)
Lineage: Eukaryota; Metazoa; Arthropoda; Insecta; Thysanoptera; Thripidae
Exons: 6
Coding region: 335-787 (150 amino acids)
Source: RefSeq, a predicted model, not a curated record